UCAGCAGAACGAGCGGUGGAGCAAAGCAACGCAGCAUCCGCAAACGCAGCAUCCAGGAUGACGCCUGCACUCGAUGGAAGAAGCACGAGAAGGAAGUGUUGAGGAGAACAUGGAAGCGCUCCAAAGACGAGAGAGUAAGCUGUAAAGAAAAGACACAGCUGGAGUAAGAGUGGGAGAUGAGAGCGACCGAAGCAUCGCAGCUGUCUGUCUGAGAACCACUGCAGCAGCACUAAAUCUGGGACUGUCAGACCAACCCUCAGCAGAGCGAUAAGGGAGGAAGAGGCGAUUUGAAGAGCGGGUCUCAUCACUCUCAAGCGGCAAUGGGAUUCCCAAGAGCGGAUCAAAGUUUACACAGAAAAAAAGUGGAUCAUAAGUGUGAACUUUGUCUUCAGAAAAAUAGAGAUGAGCAAGUUUUGAACUCUCAUAUAGUGGAUUAGUGAGUGCUGCACUGCGUCCCAGUCGUGCGACCUGCGCUGUCAUCUUCCCAGGUCCUCCCUCGCAGCUGUCUCCUCUCGGUGAAUGUCCUUUCUGUGCGCUCUUCCACUGCUCGGCAGUUGAACACACUCAUGGUCGAUGCCAAGGGAAGGAACAUGAAAUGUCUGACUUUCUUCUUAAUGCUGCCUGAGUCAGUAAAAAGCAAGUCAAGCAAAAGCUCCAAGAAGGGGAAUGCCAGUGGCAGCCCCAAGCUGCCCCCAGUCUGCUAUGAGAUUAUAACUCUGAGGAACAAGAAGAAGAAGAAGAUGGCAGCGGACAUAUUUCCCACCAAAAAGCCGGCACCUGCCACAACUGUGCAACAGUACCAGCAGCAGAACCUCAACAACAACAACACCAUACAUAACUGUAACUGGCAAGGACUCUACUCCACAAUCAGAGAAAGAAAUUCCGUAAUGUACAACAAUGAGCUGAUGGCAGAUGUUCACUUUGUGGUGGGUCAGCCUGGUAGGACCAAGCGGCUGCCAGGACACAGAUAUGUCUUAGCUGUGGGCAGCUCGGUGUUUCACGCCAUGUUUUAUGGUGAACUGGCUGAAAACGACGAUGAGAUUCAUAUUCCGGAUGUGGAACCAGCUGCCUUUCUGGCAAUGUUGAAGUACAUCUACUGUGAUGAGAUUGACCUGAGCGCUGACACAGUCUUAGCCACUCUUUACGCUGCCAAAAAGUACAUUGUUCCCCACCUGGCACGGGCCUGCGUAAACUUCCUGGAGACCAGCCUGAGCGCCAAGAACGCCUGCGUGCUGCUCUCCCAGAGCUGCCUGUUCGAAGAGCCCGAGCUGACUCAGCGCUGCUGGGAAGUGAUCGACGCCCAGGCCGAGCUGGCGCUGCGCUCUGAGGGUUUCUGCGACAUCGACUCCCAGACCCUCGAGAGCAUCCUCCAGCGAGAGACACUCAACGCUAAAGAGAUUGUUGUCUUUGAGGCGGCGCUCAGCUGGGCUGAAGCGGAGUGUCAGAGACAGGAGCUCACCUUGUCUGCUGACAACAAGCGGAAGGUUUUGGACAAGGCCAUGUACCUGAUACGCAUCCCCACCAUGGCUCUGGAUGACUUUGCCAAUGGAGCGGCUCAGUCAGGCGUGUUGACACUUAAUGAGACCAACGACAUCUUCCUUUGGUACACUGCUGCCAAGAAGCCCGAACUUCAAUUUGUCAGCCAGCCGAGGGAGGGCCUGACACCCCAGCGUUGCCACAGGUUCCAGUCCUGCGCCUACCGAAGCAAUCAGUGGCGUUAUCGAGGCCGCUGUGACAGCAUACAGUUUGCUGUGGACAAACGGGUUUUCAUUGCGGGUUUCGGACUCUACGGCUCCAGCUGUGGAUCAACAGAGUACAGCGCCAAGAUAGAGCUCAAACGUCAGGGAGUGCUAAUGGGACAAAACCUCAGCAAAUACUUCUCGGACGGCUCCAGCAACACUUUCCCAGUGUGGUUUGAGUACCCGGUGCAGAUUGAGCCCGAUACCUUCUACACCGCUAGUGUGGUUCUGGAUGGGAAUGAGCUGAGCUACUUUGGACAGGAAGGCAUGACAGAGGUGCAAUGUGGGAAGGUGACAUUUCAAUUCCAGUGCUCUUCAGACAGCACGAAUGGCACAGGCGUGCAAGGAGGUCAGAUUCCUGAGCUGAUCUUCUACGCCUAACGUUUGCACUUGAGAUUUAAAAAAAAUGAUCACUUUGUGUAGCGUGGCCUGUUAUUUAUUUAUUUUCCCACUAUCGUUAUACGCUGUUUGACUAAUGAAAAAUGUCUUAUGUGUGUUAUGUGUGAUUUAGGUGAAUGAUUGCCCUGGUGAGGGCCAGAUGUAUGUCUCGGAUGUUGGCAUGUAGAAAUACAUAUACAGAUGAAAAUAUGAAGAAAUCUAUUUUGCACUUGAAGUGCAUGUACAUAUGGAUAUAUGUAAAUUGUUAAAUGUAUAUGAGGACACACUGAGGCUGACAGAAAUAACUUUUAUGAUAAAUAGCUACACUUAAUAUUAUUGCUAUGUUUGCAUUGAAUGCACAUAUAUAGCAGCAAUACGUCACAUUCUUCUGUAUUCUCUAAUGAGUUCAUGCGAUUAUCUGUAUAGAUUGUCAGCAUUGUAAUGGAGGGGAAUAUAAAUACAUCCACUUAUAGUCAAAGUAGUGUGUCACUCAUCAAGCAUUUGUAUUUGAGUGGUUGUGCUGCUUUUUGGUACUAUCAAUUUACUAAUGAUGAGAGGUCUUAGAUUAGGGAGCGCUAUGAGACACUUCUUACCCUCUGUAGCAUGAUGCUCUGCACUUACAAUCACCCCUAUCACAAUAACUCCAUCAGUGUUGUUAUGCUCACAGUAAAAUACAUAAAUGAUCUUUUUUUUAAAAAAAAGCGAAGCUAAGCUAUCCCCUUUCACUUCUAGAGGUUUCUCUCCUGUUUUUUCUUCUCUGACUGCAUUGCAGUCUAAUGUGUACUGCUAAUUGUUCUUGCACCUUAGGUUUGUUUCACAGGAACAAGAUCAAUGGUGGACUGUGUGUGUGUGUGUGUGUGUGUGUGUGUGUGUGUGCGUGCGCGCGUGUGUAUGUUUUGUGUGCGCGCCGGUGCGUGUGUAAAGCUGUCUCUCUUUCAGACUCGUCUUUGUUGAGAUGCAGCACACUUGAAGAGUGUGUACUGUGUGUUGCAGAAUUGCACUGAGGUUUUGUAAUCGAAGGUGUUAAUUUUCUUUAGUUGUUCUUCAAAAUAUAUGACGGUUUGAGUGAAAUUUAAAUCUUGUAUAAGAGCAUCUGCAGGUUGGUCUGACGAGGACUAAGGAUGGCGCUCAAGACGUGUUUACAUGCUGGGUGACUUUUGAAUGUGGAUGAUUGUUGAUGAAGCAAAUAAAGAACAACAAGAGAUAAUCA
This is a messenger RNA of Phycodurus eques (leafy seadragon), 3327 nucleotides long. RefSeq names its product BTB (POZ) domain containing 3b (gene btbd3b). The coding region runs from base 567 to 2120 and encodes 517 amino acids. Gene Ontology annotation, biological process: cerebral cortex development; dendrite morphogenesis; neurogenesis. Gene Ontology annotation, molecular function: protein binding. The transcript is spliced from 4 exons. The record is from RefSeq and is a predicted model, not a curated record. Lineage: Eukaryota; Metazoa; Chordata; Actinopteri; Syngnathiformes; Syngnathidae. Gene Ontology annotation, cellular component: cytosol.